GAGCGAUGUGUUUCGAGCCUGACGUGGCUACCGGCUCCAAGAGCGGGGAACAUUGGCGCUUUGUUGGGGAGGGCCAAGGUUGUCUUGUUGCCAUUGGGAUCGCCCUCUUCCUCGCGCUCUUCCUGAUUCUACGUCCCUUCUUCCGUCACGAGGACGUAUCUAUUCCAUCCAUGGACUUUGCGCACGAUUGCACCUUGACCGUGGACACCAGGAAAAAGGCGUUUUGCUGCACCCAAGUGUACAUUGGCUGCGAAGUGCACCAUGACCACACUACAACUCCAGCCGUCCACAGCAUCACGGAGUAUCACUAUGUCACCCGCAUUCACCGGGUGCCCCAAAAGGUCUAUGUCAAAACGCCAUAUCCAGUGCCGAAGGUUGUUUAUCACACUGUCGUCAAGCCACGCAAACAGCCAUAUGACUGUGACGAAGGCUUUGAUGACUGGAAGAAGAAUUGGCCACUUCGGCAUCAGCGUUUCUGCUGUUACUUGCGCAGGAGAGCCUGUCAGGUGAAAGUGGUGAACCAUGACAAGUACGUCACGGUGACGCACAUGAAAUUGGUGCCGGAGUACAUCCACGUCAAACCCUCUGAGGAUGAAAGCUUCACAGUGCCCAAGUAUGUACCUUAUCCAGUGCCCUCCAAACCAAUCAAGGUCAUGGUGCGCGGUCCUCCCCGCUAUCGAUACCAUACGGUGAAGAAGUACAAGUACAUCGACGUCCCCACACCUGGCAAGCCGCAUGUUAUCGAAAAGAGGGUCCCGAUACCUGUGCCAGCACCCCCAAAGAUCAUCAACGAGAAGACUAUCGUGACGGUGCACCACCGGCACUUCGAUUGCGCAGCUGGUUACUCCAACUGGUACUUUGGCUGGUCCAAGCCCAAAAAAGUCUGGUGCUGCGACCAUGAAAACAAAGGGUGUCCUGGCACCUGGAAAGGACACAUGCACUUGGUCACCCACGUCACCACCCAUGUCGGGCAUGCCCAUGGCCACAUCUACGACUGCAACGCUGGCUUCUCAAAUUGGAUGCAGGGUUGGUCGGACUCCAAGAAGGCUUGGUGUUGUAGGAAGGAGCACAGGGGCUGCGUCCCUCACCAUUGCGAUGGGGAGGUCUCUGAUUGGACCCAUGCCAAGCGCGACUGGUGCUGUAGCCACUUUCAGAAGGGCUGUCCAAAGACCACAUACUCCCCAUUGAAGUGCGAUGCACCUUGCACCCAUAAAGGCCACACCGCCACCUGUGCGGAUCGCUUGACAUGGGCUGAGGAGCACUUGUUCAAAGGGAGGGGAAACGCUUGCGCCUUGGCCUAUAGCCAGGUGCAAGUGGAUUGCGACGUCUGUCGUGCUUGCAGCAUAGAGGAUGCAGGCUGCACAGUGCACGUGGACACAUCACCUGCCUUCGACUGCAACGCGGCUUUGAACAACUUCUUCCGUGCUUGGUCGCCAGCAAAGAAGCAAUGGUGCUGUACGCAACAGGGCAAGGGUUGUGAGGGAACCACUCCGCCGCAUGUAGAUCCCGGCUUCGGCAUGGUUUGGAAGCGAGUGCAGGUUAAUGGCUAUUGGACAUGGAUUGCCGUUCAUGGCAGUGGUGGUCCCCCAGCCAGCUUGCCCUACGAUUGCCAUGCCGGCCUUGGCAACUUCCAGUACGGCUGGUCUCAAGGCAAGAAGGGUUGGUGCUGCUCACACAUGCACUUGGGCUGCGGUGGGGGAGGGGGUGAUGGUGGCACAUACGUCACCCACCACACGGUGACCUACGUCACUCAUGCCGGGGCAGGCGGGGCAGGUGGGGCAGGUGGUGGGGCAGUUGGGGCAGGUGCGGCUGGCGGUGGAGGUGCCGCAGGGGCUGGGCACCCGCCCGGAGUUGCCGCAGCAGGCAUGAUGUGGCACUGGAGCCAGGCAGGGGGUUCCUCGCACUGGGUCCAGCAGCAAAUGGCGGGUGCUCCUGCCUUUGAUUGCAAUGCGGGGUAUGCCAGCUGGAAGCUUGGUUGGUCAGGCCCCAAGAAGCAUUGGUGCUGCCUCCACAUCGGCAAAGGGUGCCUAUGA
Symbiodinium pilosum is the source of this 2033-nucleotide messenger RNA. The record is from the annotation of a GenBank genome assembly. NCBI's taxonomy places the organism in Eukaryota, Dinophyceae, Suessiales, Symbiodiniaceae.